This is a messenger RNA of Salvelinus sp. IW2-2015, 1795 nucleotides long. RefSeq names its product early growth response protein 4-like. Gene Ontology annotation, biological process: regulation of transcription by RNA polymerase II. Gene Ontology annotation, molecular function: RNA polymerase II cis-regulatory region sequence-specific DNA binding; DNA-binding transcription factor activity, RNA polymerase II-specific. The record is from RefSeq and is a predicted model, not a curated record. NCBI's taxonomy places the organism in Eukaryota, Metazoa, Chordata, Actinopteri, Salmoniformes, Salmonidae.
AUGCUGUUCACAGAGGAAGACAUAUUCAUGUCAGAGUUCGAAGACGCAUGCAGCGCCUGGGUGGACAGUGUGAGCUCAAGCAGCGACGGUACAGACUCUGAUGUCGGAUCCCCAGCACAACAAGGUUGUGUGUUAUCCCCGGGGACCGACGGGUCUGARUCGGAUUUCUUCUCCGACCUGAAUGACUGUUCCUCAGACAGCCUGUCCCCUCCUCUUGCCUACACCGGGAGCUUCUACACGGAGGAGCCGUUACCGGGGACGGUGCCACCCUGCAGCACAGAAGCUCUGCUCAACAUGAUCACGGAGAUAGUUGGGAUCUGUAUGGUGGAGGACCAGGUGACCAGCGUGACUCCGUCUGCCUCCCUCCCCGCCUCUGUCACACCCUGCUCGGCCAUGAGRGUUGCCUCUCCCCCUCUUUACUCUCCCUCCAUGGACUCUGCCUCCAGCGGAAGCUGGAGCCAGGCUCUGACCGAGAUUCCUUCUCCUUCCGCCGGGGUGGACAUUCAGACUCCUCCCGCUGCCCCUGUGAUGGUCAAGAACGAGUUCAACAGCAACUGCGACGGCUGCGACAACGACCACCUCUCCCACCCCGGUCAGGAUGCCUUCURSCCGGGCAGCUUGGAGCAGCUGUUCCCGCUGUCUGGUCAGUCUCUGGAUCACCAGGUAGAUGUAAAGGAGCUUCUGGACUCUCUGCUGCUGACUGACAUUAAGACAGAGUGUAUCAUCAAACAGGAGCCGUGCUACAUGGGAGACUGGGCUCAGAAUUACCCUGUACCUGUGAACGGGAGCUACGUCAACGAUGGCUGUCUGGUCAAACAGGAGCCUCUGGAGUUCCAGACUGGGGCCUCAGGGCCGCAGCAACUGGACACUUGCAGCGACCUGGCCGCCUUCACCGCCUCUCURUCCUCCUCCUCCCUGGAUGCCCUCCUCUCCUCCCUGCUGCCCAGCGUGUUCCCGAGGAGCAGGGGCAUGCACGCCACCACUGGAGCAAGUAAAGCGACGACCCGCUCCAGUACCGGGGCCGCGAAGGUCAAACCGUUCCCGUGUCCAAUAAUCGGCUGUGAGAGGCGUUUCUCUCGCUCCGACGAGCUCAACCGCCACGUGCGCAUCCACACGGGCCACAAGCCGUUCCAGUGCACAAUCUGCCUGCGCAGUUUCAGCAGGAGCGACCACCUGACCACGCACACGCGCACGCACACUGGGGAGAAACCUUUCUCUUGCGAGGUGUGCGGGAAGCGGUUCGCGCGCAGCGACGAGAGGAAGAGGCACGGGCGUGUGCACGUGAAGCAGCAGCUGAAAGCUCAGAUGAUGGCGGCCUAUAACCUGGCCUUCCCCGGUGGAGUWUGAACUCUCUAAAGCUGGCUUCGCGGCCCUGAGUUUAAACCUGCUCUUUAGAAGGCUUCGGUUGGUUCUGCUGGCUUCGUUCGGUUGGUUCCGUCUGCCUGGUAACGUUGGCUGUUGGCCCCGGGGUUCAGUUGGAGGUGUUGACUUCAAAACGGGCCAUCGGUUGAAAAAUGGUGGAAAAGAUUCAACGGGAGAAAGAAAAUAAUCUCGUCUUGUCGGUUGGACAUGGAACGUGGAACUAUUUUAGGACGUCUGUACGCUGCCUUUGACAUUAUAUCUGUUUGACUAUAUGUUGUGCUAAACAGCGGAAUUGAACAGAAACCCUUACGAGAGGAUUAGUUGGUUUCAGCACCUCUGUGAGUAGACAGCUCCUUGUCUGUCAAUCCGAACAGACUGAAACAUACAGCAUUUUGUUUUGUCACUCGGCAGUUCUGAUUGUAAACUGGUACAG